Molecule: messenger RNA, 1353 nt
Organism: Erigeron canadensis
Lineage: Eukaryota; Viridiplantae; Streptophyta; Magnoliopsida; Asterales; Asteraceae
Product: polygalacturonase-like
Exons: 8
Coding region: 7-1353 (448 amino acids)
Biological process (GO): fruit dehiscence; pectin catabolic process; anther dehiscence
Molecular function (GO): polygalacturonase activity
Source: RefSeq, a predicted model, not a curated record
UUCCUUAUGAUGAUCUCAUGGUGCACAAUUGGUUACCAUGAAGAUUAUUCUGUUCCCCACUAUAAAUCUACAGGAGGGUUUUCUAGAGCAUAUGAUUGGUAUAUGAAAGCCGUAAAAGAUUUCAUCACGUUUCAAGAUGUUGACGACGACGUUAUUGAUAACUUAGCUAAUCUAUCUUCAACUACUAAAACAUUUGAUGUGGAUUCUUAUGGUGCUAAAGGUGACGGCAAAAAAGAUGAUACAAAGGCAUUCAAGAAGGCAUGGAAAGAAGCGUGUGCAUCCACAACAACAUCAAUAUUUAGUGUAGCCAAAAACAAGACAUACCUUGUAACGCCAAUUAAGUUUGAAGGUCCUUGCAAAGCUUCUUCCAUAACUAUGCAGAUAUCAGGAACCAUUUUAGCAUCAACGAAAGAAUCGAAAUAUAAGAAAGAUGAAAAGCAUUGGCUUAGAGUGGAUAAAGUUGAAAACCUAGUGAUUGACGGAGGUGGAGUCAUUGACGGCAAUGGGGACGUUUGGUGGAAGAAUUCUUGCAAAGUCGACAAGUCGCUUCCCUGCAAGGAUGCUCCAACGGCCUUAACGUUAUAUAAGUGCACGACAUUAACAGUGAAGAAUUUGAAUAUUCAAAAUGCACAACAAAUGCACAUUUCUUUCGACAAUUGUGACGACGUCCAAGUUUCAAAGAUUCAAAUUACUGCGCCGGAAGAUAGCCCCAACACCGAUGGAAUUCAUGUCACUCACACUCAAAACAUCAAAAUAUCUGACUCCGUUAUAGGAACAGGAGAUGAUUGUAUUUCAAUUGUGAGUGGAUCCACAAAUGUUCAAGCUACUGGGAUCACAUGUGGACCUGGUCAUGGUAUUAGUAUUGGGAGCCUUGGGUCCAAAAAUUCAGAAGCUCAUGUUUCGGAUAUUACAGUUGACGGGGCUACACUUACGGGGACAACAAAUGGUGUUAGAAUCAAAACUUGGCAGGGAGGUUCAGGAAAUGCGACCAAUAUCACAUUUAAGAAUAUCAGCAUGAAGAAUGUGUCGAACCCUGUCAUUAUAGAUCAAAAUUAUUGUGAUCAAGAUUCACCUUGCAAAGAACAGGAUUCAGCCGUCGAUAUAAUAGACGUGACUUACCAAAAUAUUACUGGAACAAGCGCAGAUAAAGAAGCAAUAACAUUUGAUUGUAGCAAAAAUCAGCCAUGUCAAGGGAUCGUGUUACAAGACAUAAACCUCACUCGAGAAAGCGGUGGGAAGACUAAAGCCGUCUGCAACAACGUCGAUUUGACUUAUAAAGGAACUGUCACCCCUAAAUGCCCAAACAAUAUUGUUCAAGAACGACCAACAUUCGGGACUUCUAGCUACUACUGA